Messenger RNA from Chironomus riparius, 5027 nucleotides. NCBI's taxonomy places the organism in Eukaryota, Metazoa, Arthropoda, Insecta, Diptera, Chironomidae. The record is from the annotation of a GenBank genome assembly.
UUUUUCCAUAGCAACUGACAUACAAAGUGAUCCAAAAAUGAAAAGAAAAAUUGAAGUGAACUAUCUUUCAAUGAUGACUUUCAAGAAAAUGGUGCAAAGUUGAACUAGAAAGUAUAAUGAUUAUUCAUGAAACUAUUUUCGAAAAGGCUAUGAAAAUAUAGUCAAAAAAUAAUGAAGGAAAAUGAUGAUGAUAUUAUCUUGAAAGAUACCCCAUCUCCAAAGAGGCAACUCAAUCAAUUCGACAAAUUGAAGGAUAAUGACGAUUCAUCAUUAGGUUCCCAAAAAGUUUACAAAAAAACAUCCUCAAAUCAAUUAUUAACACUCUACUUGGGUACUCGUGAAUUAGUCUCCCGUUCAGGUGUUGUAGAUCCUAUAAAAGGAGUAGUUUACUUAGAUGCACGAGUUAAUGAUUUGAAUCAGAAGGUGUAUUGCCAACUGACGCUUACUUUUAGGUAUGGAAGAGAAGAUGAGGAAGUAAUGGGUCUGAAAUUUUGCAACGAAGCAAUUAUAGCAUUGCAGCAAAUAUGGCCUAAAAAUGAAAAUCAACAACGCUUUUCAAUGACUCCGCUGCAGGAUGCACUAGUUGAAAGAUUAGGACAGAAUUCAAUUCCAUUUAUGAUUGAAAUCGGCUCAAUAACUCCGCCGAGUGUUCAACUUCUUCCAGCAAAGAGAUACACGGGUGCACCGAUUGGUACUUCUUAUGAUAUAAGAGUUUACACAGUUCCAACAACUGAUCAAAAUGAUGAAAGAAUCCAAAGGCGGUCAACAGUAAGACUGGGUAUUAGACUUUUACAUAAAAUAUGUCCUGAAACGAAUUUAUCAAAUAAUGAAUCAUCACAACUACCACCUGUGCCACGAUCGCUUCGCUUGCGACUUUCUCCAAAAGCACGAAAAUUAAUAAAACAGACAAGCUUAAUAAUUCAUGGCACCAAUAGCGCAUCAAAUAACUCCAAUGGCACAAUGACUUCUAUCUCUACUGACGUCGAUUCAACUGAUAAUGCAAAUAAAGGACCAUAUGGAUGCGUAGAUAAGCCUUUUUUGUGGACUGAAGGUAAAGUAAGCUUAAAGGCAGCUUUGAAUAAGUCCGCUUAUGCUCAUGGAGAAAAUGUUAAUGUUACGAUUGAUGUGAAGAACGAUAGUCGAAAAGUUGUGAGGAAAAUUAGAAUUUUCGCAGUGCAACAUGUGGACGUUUGUAUGUUUAGCAACGGAAAAUUUAAAAAUAUUGUCGCUGAAGUAGACAUAAGUAAGCAAAUUGGACCGGGUGAAUCAAUUCACGGAGUAUAUUCUUUGCUUCCUGUCAGAGGCUCAACAAAAAACUGGAUCGCAGUUGAAGGUGCACUAUUCAGUACAAGCAAUUACGACACAUCCUUGGCAGCUUUGAAUUCUAAAUUAGCAUCGAGUGCACCACGAGGUUGUAUAUAUCCUGCCAUUCAAAUACAACAGCAUCAAUAUCAAUUCCAGCAACAACAAACACAAGACUCAAACUUAAUACAUCAACAAUCAAUUACAACUCAGCACACAUCAUCCGGUGAUGAAAAAAAUGUUUUUGCAAUAUAUGUCAGUUAUUAUGUUAAAGUAAAGUUAUCAUUAAGCGCUAUGGGAGGUGAGGUUAGUUUGAAAUUGCCAUUUAUACUUGGCAAUUUUGAUACAACAGAUGGUACAAAAAUAGACAAAAUUAAUAUACCUCCAAAUCAUUCCAAUGAUUUACAUCUUAAUGACCAUCAAUGUCUUGAUGAUAUAAGAAGACCUGACUUUGAACCUGUUGACAGUUUGAACGAUGCAAAAUUUGAUGAAAAUAUAGAUUCAAAUAUGCUAUCACGUAAUAGCAGCGUUAAUUGCAAAAGCAUUGAUUAUGAGGACGUAACUGCAACGAGCAUUGGAAUCAACAGCGAGGAAAUUGAAUUUAUCAAUAAAAAAUUUAGCGAAAUGAAUCGGCUUGACUCAAUCAGAUCAUCCGACUCGAGUAUAUCUGAUGUUUGCGAAAGUGAAGAAAUUAAGCAUGAAACCAAUGUCAUUCAAGCACAAGUUCACUGUCAGAAAUAUUUAGAGAGUGACAUUUAAAGAACUGAUGAAUUAUUACUUAGACACAUGUGAAAUCACUAUUUUUGAUGUUAGCUUUUAUGAAAAUUAAAAAAUUCUGAAAAUGAAAAAAAAGUAAAUUAUUCAACGUUUUUGAGUGUUAAGUGAAACCUGCAUGGACAUCUGUGAUUUAGAACCUAACAAUCUAAUCUAAUAAAAAUUAUGAAAUUACAGUCUCCCUACAUGCACAAAUAUAAUCGUUGUGGUAUUUUUAUUAUUAUCAUCCAUUAAAGUCAUGCUGUUUAUGAUUUUCCAAGUAUUUUAUAUAUCAUCAAGCAAUGUUGCUCAAUAUUAAGAGUCGUAAUGAUUUUAGUUGGUACAAUAAUGCUCAAAUAUUAGGCUUAUAACCCCCCACCCUCCUUCAAUGCCUGUAAAAAAUUCUGCCUGUAGAUAAAUUUAUCUUAUCUGUACUGUCACAACAUCUAACACCCCUUACCUCCUGAAAAAGUUCCAUAUUGAAUCUUUUUAAGCGACAGAUUGCUAUUAUUUUGGGGAUUAUUCAUAAAUGAUGUCCUUUUUUGAUGGACGUCAUUUAUAAACGAUCCCCAGCAUUUUUAAAAUUUUUGUAAUAAAUAUUUAUUUAUAUGUUUAACAAGUUGCUUAAAAGUUCACAAAACUAUAAUUUGACUAAAAUCAAUACUUCAAUAAAAGCAUUAAUGAAUUUAACUAUAAAUCUUAAGUAGAUCCUUUAAAUCCUUUGGUUCCGAUAUUGAAUUCCCUACUAUGACCUGUGUUUUCUUCAGUAGGCAUGCUAAAUUUUCUCGCAUCUCCUAUAUUUGUAUGAAUAUAUUGAAAUAUGUUUGAUAGAGAAAAAAAGAAAGAAAUAUAUAAAUUAGAUUAAUUGUGGCGAUAACAAUUUACCUAAAAGUCUAAUAAAAUGUUUCAAGAUAUAAUUUAAUUUUUAUAUCAAAGCAAUUUUUCACAAGAGAAGUAAAUUAUUGACUGCAAAAAAAAUAGUAAUGAAGUGAAUUUUGAGGAGAUAUGCAUGCUGCAUUUUAAUAAAUGGAUCAUUUCUUUAUGACGUUAGCUUGAUACAGUGCUAGAGAGUCUGAAGUUCUGUAACAUUAUAAACAUUUUCAUACAAAAUGGGGGGGGGGGGGGGGGGUAUUCACUCAUCUAAAUCAAGAUUAAUUGGUUUCGUAUUCUUGGAUUUUUAGCGCAUUUUUGAAACUUAUUUCGAAAAAGUAGCUUAAUAAUUCACUUUGUUCGUUCGUUCGUUCGGGCCGAGAAAAACGUUUUAACUAGACAUCGUAACGAGCUCGGGUUUGUUUUAUCAGCUCCGUUACUGGAUUUUAAGAGCUCCAAAGCCGUAGCCAGGAUUUUUCAAGGGGUGCCAAAAAAUAUUUUUUUUUAAAAAAAUCAAUAAAAUCUGGAUAAAAUUAAAUAAUUUGUAAAAAAUUUCAAUCUGCUCGGGUACCUAAGGACACCCUUGGCUACGCCCUUGCCCCCAUCCCCACUUAUCUCAAAUUUUCUAUGGAAAAAAAAUUACUUUUGUUUUUAUUGUCACAAAAACUCAGAACCUCCUCCUCCUAAAAGUCGCUAAUCUAAUAAAUGAACGAUUCGAAAUCGAAUAAAGAUAUUGUCAUGUCGAAACGAUAAGAAAAGCAAAGGAUAUAAAAUAUAUAUCUGUAACAUAAAUUAACACUUACGUCAUUCAUUUCCUGUCCUUGAAGCUCUGACAAUCUAAUUUUUGUAAUUGCUAUUUCAUGAUAAAGAAUCCCUUUCACAAAGCAUUCACCCAUGGUCAGCUUAUCAAUUAUAUUUAGUAUAUCCUGGCAGUAUUUCUCAAUAUCCUGAUAAUCUUCAAUUGUCAUUAUGUAAUCCGACUCUUGCUUCAUCUUUAAAAUUAUUUGUAAUUUUAGUUCAAUUGUGAAUUGAUUUCCGUCAGGCAAAAAAUUUGCAAGCUUAUUUUUUAAAUAGUGAUUGAUUUUUGUCAUUGGCUCGGUUGAGAUACGAUUAAAAAUUUGUUUUGAUAAAAUAUCCGUUAUUUUUGAAGCGCGUGCAUGAUCAAGCUUAAAAUUACACUUUUCACACUUCCAUGGAGAUGUAACAACCAAUGGAUUUAUUGGAAGCAUAAUACUAUCACAUUGUGGAUGAAUACAUUUAAUACCAGAUAUAUUUGAGUUGAAUUCUGUUCGAUCUAAGCAUCUUUCACAAUUACAUAAGAAAUUUUUCGAGUAUCCUAAAUGAACACGUCUUUGUAAGGUUCCCCACAAUAAUUUUGUGUACGAAUUAAAGAUUUGUUCACCUUUUUUGAUUAAUUUUGAUGAUUUAACAAUCAUAAUUUUAUGAUCAUUGUAGACGUAGUAAGUAUUAGGGAUGCAAUUUUGGUUCAUUACAGCACCAAGUGGAAAAAGACCCUAAAUUUAAAUAAACAUUAUUCGAAAUGUAUAAAAUUGUUGUAAAUUAAUAAUAAAAAAUAUUAGUAACAUUAGAGCAUAUCUAUGAGUUCAAUAUAAAUUAAUUAGUAUAGCUUACGCGUAAACUUAUUCCAUGAUCAGGUUGGGAGUCAUGUGGAAGACCAACUUCGAAAGCAUUUGUAUUAAGAAUCGAUGAGAUUUUCUUCAAUUUUUGAACUAUUUCAGAAUCAGCAGUUAAUUCAUCAAAUUCAUCUAAAAUCUUUUCCACUUCCAUAUUUUGUACUGAUGAAUUUUCAUGACAGGCCAUCAUAUUUAUUAGUUUUGAUUCCUCUUUUGUCAAAAGUAAACCACGAAUAACGGUCAAGGCACGAAAUAAAUGUUUAGAAUAUUUAUUUUCAUUUUUAAGUUUCCAAGAACGAAUCAAUUCGCAUUCAACACGAUGUGCUUCAGUCUUUUCACAUUCACUGCAUACUGGAAAUUUACAUUUCUGACUGCAAAGUGUUAACUUAUUUAAGACCUUAUAACAUGAAAUGCAAAAGAUCUAUUUUUGUUUUUAAUGAGUUCGUUAAUAUUUAUUAUGAAGCAGAA